Zychaea mexicana is the source of this 2534-nucleotide messenger RNA. Its product is annotated as DNA replication licensing factor MCM7. Bases 157 to 2382 code for a protein of 741 amino acids. The record is from RefSeq and is a predicted model, not a curated record. Gene Ontology annotation, biological process: double-strand break repair via break-induced replication; DNA replication; DNA replication initiation. Gene Ontology annotation, cellular component: MCM complex; nucleus. The transcript is spliced from 7 exons. Gene Ontology annotation, molecular function: ATP binding; ATP hydrolysis activity; single-stranded DNA helicase activity. Lineage: Eukaryota; Fungi; Mucoromycota; Mucoromycetes; Mucorales; Lichtheimiaceae.
CCCUAAACCCAGAAAAAAAAACAUAACAAUCUCAGGUCCCCCUACAAUUUGAUUGGCUGGCUUGGAAAAAACAAGCUCUUUUUUGUGGUCGCGCAAAAAUCGUGUCACUACUUUUUGUGUGUCUGUGUGUGUUCUCUUUCCACCCUUUCAAUAAUAAUGGCUGCACUUUUACCGAUCAACAUUAACGUGAACUACGACGAGGACAAAGAUGCCUUGACGACCUUUCUUCAGGAGUUCAAAUCAACCAGUGUUGAUGCCAUGCUCGAUAUCGACCAAGCACCAGGUCCCAAGUACAUGAACAUUCUGCAAAAAGUGGUCAAUCGUGAAGAAACCGUAGUUACUAUCGAAUUGGACGAUCUUGCUGAGCAUGAGGAUUCGACGGAUCGUGUUGUUGCAAACAUUCGUCGUAACACAAGACGCUACAUUGACUUGUUGUGUGAGGUGAUUGACUCCUUGUGCGCGACCUUGACACCUCAGAACGGUGAUAUUGGCUACAAGGACAGCGUGCUUGACGUGAUUAUCGAUCAACGACGCGUUCGCGACCAAUCCCGUGCCCAAGAGUCCACUGAUACUUUCCCACCUGCCUUGACGCGUCGAUAUGAGGUGUUCAUAAAGCCCUUGUCUAAGGAUGAAGCCUUGUCUGUUCGUCAAAUCGGUGGCACACAACUCGGUCAGCUCGUCACUGUGCGCGGUAUCGUCACGCGUGUUUCGGAUGUUAAGCCUCAUUUGCAAGUCAACACAUACAGCUGUGAUACUUGUGGCUCUGAAAUCUUCCAGGAAAUCAAGCAGCGUCAGUUCACGCCUCUUGUGGAGUGUCCUGCUGAGGAAUGCCGAAGCAACAAUGUCAAGGGUCGAUUGUAUAUGAUGACCAGAGCAUGUAAAUUCUUGGCCUUCCAGGAAGUCAAGCUUCAGGAACUUGCUGAUCAAGUACCUGUUGGCCAUAUCCCUCGUACCAUGACGCUGCAUAUGUAUGGUGCCAUGUGCCGACAACUUUCACCUGGUGAUGUAUGCCACACCUCGGGCAUCUUUUUGCCAAUGCCAUACACUGGCUUCAAGGCACUCCGUGCCGGUUUGUUGACGGACACCUACAUGGAAGCCCAACACGUCUACCGCUUGAAGAAGCAAUACGAUCAAAUUGAACUGUCGCCUGAAGAUGCGCAGAAGAUCGAGGAAUUGAAGAGCGACCCCAACAUUUACGAAAAGCUUGCUCGCAGUAUUGCACCCGAAAUUUAUGGUCAUGAUGAUGUGAAGAAGACCCUUCUUUUGCUAUUAGUUGGUGGUGUGACCAAGGUGGUUGGUGACGGUAUGAAAAUUCGUGGUGAUAUCAACAUUUGUUUGAUGGGUGAUCCCGGUGUGGCCAAGUCCCAGUUGUUGAAGUUCAUUGCCAAGGUUGCUCCCCGAGGCGUGUACACCACUGGUCGAGGCAGUUCCGGUGUUGGUCUCACAGCUGCUGUCAUGAGAGACCCAGUUACCGAUGAAAUGGUCCUUGAGGGUGGUGCUCUUGUGCUUGCUGAUAACGGUAUUUGUUGCAUUGAUGAAUUCGAUAAGAUGGAUGAAUCGGAUCGAACAGCUAUCCACGAAGUUAUGGAACAACAGACCAUCAGUAUCUCCAAGGCUGGUAUCAACACAACCCUGAACGCCCGUUCAUCUAUUCUCGCAGCAGCCAAUCCCUUGUACGGCCGAUACAACCCACGUCUUUCUCCUACACACAACAUCAACCUUCCUGCCGCCCUGUUGUCCAGAUUCGAUAUCCUGUACCUGAUUCUCGACAAGCCCUCUGACGAUUUGGACAGAUUACUUGCAGAGCACGUCACCUACGUCCACACCCACAACAAGCAUCCUGACUUGGACUUUGAAGCACUUGAUUCAAAUGUCAUUAGACAUUAUGUCGCACAAGCACGCCAAAAGAGACCCGUCGUCACCCGGGAGGUGUCCGAGUACGUCACUGGCGCCUACGUCCAGCUUCGACGCCAAUACAAGCUUGAUGAAGAAAAGCAGCAGCAUUUCACAUACGCAUCCGCACGUACAUUGCUUGGUAUCAUCCGUAUGGCCCAAGCUUUGGCACGUAUCCGUCUCUCCGAUCUCGUUGAAAGCCAAGAUGUCGACGAAGCAUUACGCCUCAUUGAUAUUUCCAAGGCAUCCUUAUUUGAUAACCAGACCGGCGACAGAGCCCAGGACCGAACACCCUCUACGGGUAUCUACUCGGUGGUACGAAGCUUGCGCGAAGUAUUUGGGCAAUCAAUGGAUAUGUCUGUUGUACGUGAGCGUGCUUUGGCUCGUGGCUACACUGAGGUUCAAAUCAGCGAUGCUAUCCGGGAAUACACUGAUCUAAACGUAUGGCAAGUCAAUGCAGCUGGUACCAGAUUGACUACUGUAGAGUAGACGAAAAGAUGGAACAAAUGAAUCCACAACCCAAACAAAACAAAGUCCCUCUUCCCAUAGCACAUAAAAAACCGCACUAUUUUACAUUUAUCUGUUUCUCUUCUUUCUUUCCUUUUCUUUGCAUCUAUCCCUUUCUUAAUAUAUAUAAACGU